Molecule: messenger RNA, 2820 nt
Organism: Xyrauchen texanus (razorback sucker)
Lineage: Eukaryota; Metazoa; Chordata; Actinopteri; Cypriniformes; Catostomidae
Product: homeobox protein Hox-C8a
Exons: 2
Coding region: 272-1024 (250 amino acids)
Biological process (GO): regulation of transcription by RNA polymerase II
Cellular component (GO): nucleus
Molecular function (GO): DNA-binding transcription factor activity, RNA polymerase II-specific; RNA polymerase II transcription regulatory region sequence-specific DNA binding
Source: RefSeq, a predicted model, not a curated record
AGCCAGCUUUAACCUUAACACACAUUCACUGUUCACGCCAUGAUUUGAGGCUGCAAAAGGAAAAGGGUGGCGAUAGGAAGAGAGAGAGUCUAAGCGAGGGGAGCUGAAGUGGGAGCUGCCUCAGAUUGUCCAAAGGGGCAGCAUUUCUCCAUCUAGUUCCGGUUGCUCUGUCUGCGUUGCAUGCCAUUCGGAACGGCAACAAUAGGUUGCCACCAUUGAGAGAGGGGACUAUUUUUUCAAACAGACUGACUCUUUUUAAUGCUAGAUAAACAUGAGCUCGUAUUUUGUUAAUCCACUUUUUUCCAAAUACAAAGGCGGGGAAACACUAGAGCCAACUUACUACGACUGCAGGUUUCCACAGAGUGUUGCCCGAAGCCACACGCUUGUGUACGGACAUGGAGCAGCUGCGCCGGGGUUUCAACACCCGUCGCAUCACGUACAGGACUUUUUCCAUCAUGGAACCACAGGUAUCUCCAACCCUGGUUAUCAACAGAACCCAUGUGCAUUGGCAUGUCACGGAGACGCAACGAAAUUUUAUGGAUAUGAAGCCCUUCCGAGGCAACCGCUUUAUGGUACCCAGCAAGAGGCGAGCUUAGCGCAAUACCCAGACUGUAAAUCAUCCAGUAGCACUAACCCUGGAGAAGGACAAGGCCACUUAAGUCAAAACUCCUCUCCGAGCCUCAUGUUCCCAUGGAUGCGGCCUCACGCUCCUGGGAGACGCAAUGGAAGACAGACAUACAGCCGUUACCAGACUCUUGAGCUGGAGAAAGAGUUCCUCUUCAACCCAUAUCUCACCCGCAAGCGCCGUAUUGAGGUGUCCCAUGCACUGAGCUUAACUGAAAGGCAGGUGAAGAUUUGGUUUCAGAAUCGCCGAAUGAAGUGGAAAAAAGAAAAUAACAAAGACAAAUUUCCGGGCCAGAGGGGAGAGACUGAGGCGGAGGCCGAAGAAGAAGGCAACGAAGACGGCGAGGUGGAGGAAGGAGAAGAAAAGGAAACGGAAGAGAAAGAGGAAAGCAAAGAGUGAUUUUAUGGUAUUUUUUAUGGUUAUAUGGCAGAUAUUGAAGAGGUCUCGCGAAUGGGCAAUGAAACAGAAGACAAAAAGUGAGAAAAUCCCCCUCCAUACAAAAGUACCCUAAAACCUGCCCAAAGAGGAAAAAGGCGCUUUUUCUAACCAACACAAGAGGACUUUUACCAUUAGCCAAAAGUUGAUGUGUAUUUGACAAAUUACUCAAAGUGGUCGUCUACCAGAAACACAAUAACCCAUCAUUUUAUUUAGGGAAAUGUAAGCAGCAUGAUUAACAUCCAACUGCGUUUAACAUUUAUUCCAUACUUGAUAUGUCUGGGGAAUAAAAGUGACUAAUUGUUACGAGAUGCAACCAAUUGAAAUAAUGAAAUAAUUAUAUCAGCUUGUCACAAAAAUGUUGGUCUUGUAUAUAUAAAAGUAAAGCCACAACAUGCUGGUAUUGGAAAACAUAUUGACAGAAGGAUAGACUGUUUAUUUGGUGUAAUAUAAUUUCAGAAAUCCGAAUAUGGCAAUACUGCAUUAAUGCCACUGUACUGAGAAAGGCGACGUCAAGUGUAGAAAAUGCAUUCUGUAUUUCACAUACUUUAUCGAUUACUUAACUGUUCUUUGUUGUUCUGUGUGAGUAGGUGAGGUUACAAUUUGUAUUUUAUUUUUUUUUAUCAUUUUAUUGGACUUACCAGAGAUUGCAAUCGUUUGAAAAUCUCGAGAGAAGCUACCUAAUCAUGGGAAAUUUGCAAUAUACAUUUCUACCUAGAUUUUUCAUAGACUCUUUUUUAGUGUAUUAAACCUAAGUUAUGUAAUUUACCCUUUAACCACUUACUAUUAUCAAGCUUUUUGAAGUCUUAGAAAGACACAAUUUGCUCAAAGCCAAUUUAACAAUUCUAAGAGAUUGUUUCACGGCACUACCUAAAACAAAGCCUUGCUGGCAAGAAUGAAUUGCUAGUUUAUUCUACAUGCUACGGCAUUGCUUUGUAAUAAAUAUUUAGACAUUUCCCCCAACAACUUAAACUGCCUAUAGAAAUGCACAUUCAUGUGUAGAUGAUCAAAUACAUUAAUUACUACCCUACAUUAUAAGGGGAAAACGUCAUUUUAUCGUGCUAGUGUGAUAGCGUAGACUUUGAAUUGCACUGAGUAGGCUAUAAUCUUCUUGUACGUCCUGUAAUAUAUUGCUGUUAUCAGUAUGCUCGUUUUACUGGUGUUCCUCGUGUGAAUAUAGAAAUUCGUGUGUCCAAGCCAUUGUUGUUGUUGAAAUCAACAGAAGAAUAAACAAGAUGGCUCAUUCUCUCACGUCUCAUUUUUGCUUGAUUCCACUUGUUGACAAAACAUCGAAGUCGCAAAAUAUCCAAAACAGCUUCUUUCUCCAGCAUCCACAAUGAGGAAAUUUAGAUGGUAGGGCCUAUGGUAUUGUUGUAUAGACAAUAUUACAAAUCUGUGUGAUGUCUGAAAUGGUUAAAUAAAAUAAUCAUACGUACAGCACUAUGAUCUGUUUUAUAAUUGAAAAAGAUGUUGGACUUGAAUAUAUGUGCAAAUGGAUGCCCUUAUCACUCAACAAAAUGUGUCCUCACAUCGUUAAAAGAAAGAAAAAAUAAUGCAACUCAAUCUCUGGUGCUCGGCGUACAGCUAGUACAGUUUUCUUUGUUGUCAAUGUCAUUAGAGAUUUAAUGGGUUGAUUCUCUGACUUGAUUCUCAGUGAUAAGGACAAGUAUCAUUAUCUGUCCAAGCUAAAUUGUGUGAUAAAUAAGUUCUAUAUUGUGCAAAUAAAUUAAUAUCAUGCUUUUAUCUGUUGUUUUAUUGUC